Orycteropus afer afer is the source of this 927-nucleotide messenger RNA. The record is from RefSeq and is a predicted model, not a curated record. Lineage: Eukaryota; Metazoa; Chordata; Mammalia; Tubulidentata; Orycteropodidae.
AUGAAAGUCUUGGAUACAAGCUUCAGUGAGGCUGCCUCUGGGUUCAGUGAAGAGCUUUACGAUGUCACUUGGGAAGAAAUGCAAGAUAAAAUGAGAAAAUGGAGAGAAGAAAACUCCUGAAAUAGUGAACAAAUUGUAGAAGUUGGAGAGGGGUUAAUUAAUGAAUAUGCCUUUACACUUGGAGAUGCUAUUUGGAUCAUAUAUGAACAAGUGGUGAUUGCAGCCCUAGACUAUGGUCGAGAUGACCUGGCAUUGUUUUGUCUUCAGGAAUUGACAAGACAGUUUCCUGGCAGUCACAGAGUCAAACGACUAACUGGCAUGAGAUUUGAAGCCAUGGAGAGAGAUGAUGAUGCUAUACAGCUUUAUGAUCGAAUUUUACAAGAAGAUCCAACUAACACUGCUGCAAGACAGCAUAAGAUAGCCAUUCGAAAAGCCCAGGGGAAAAAUGUGGAGGCCAUUUGGGAGCUGAAUGAGUAUCUGGAACAAUUUGUUAGAGACCAAGAAGCUUGGCAUGAACUUGCAUAACUUUAUAUCAGUGAACGUGACUAUGCCAAAGCAGCCUUUUGUUUAGAAGAGCUGAUGAUGACUGAUCCCCAUAACCACUUAUACUGUCAGCAGAAUGCUGAAGUUAAAUAUACCCGUGGACUUGAAAACCUCGAAAUUUCAAGAAAGUAUUUUGCACAAUCAUUGAAACUAAACAACAGAAAUAUGAGAGCUUUAUUUGGGCUUUACAUGUCUGCAAGUCAUAUCGCUUUGAAUCCAAAAGCAAGUGCAAAAACAAAAAAGGACAACAUGAAAUAUGCUACUUGGGCAGCUAGUCAAAUAAACAAAGCUUAUCAGUUUGCAGGUCGAAGUAAGAAGGAAACCAAAUACUCUCUUAAGGCAGUUGAAGACAUGUUGGAAACAUUGCAGAUCACCCAGUCUUAA